Molecule: messenger RNA, 2723 nt
Organism: Mizuhopecten yessoensis (Yesso scallop)
Lineage: Eukaryota; Metazoa; Mollusca; Bivalvia; Pectinida; Pectinidae
Product: endoplasmic reticulum-Golgi intermediate compartment protein 1-like
Exons: 9
Coding region: 161-1036 (291 amino acids)
Biological process (GO): retrograde vesicle-mediated transport, Golgi to endoplasmic reticulum; endoplasmic reticulum to Golgi vesicle-mediated transport
Cellular component (GO): endoplasmic reticulum; Golgi membrane; COPII-coated ER to Golgi transport vesicle
Source: RefSeq, a predicted model, not a curated record
UCUAACAUGAAGUUAUAGUUUUUAUAGGAUAUACUUCUCAAGAAGUGUAAGUGCUAUAGGCUAGGGCAGUCAUACUUGGAUCUUAGUUAUCCCAGUGUCUGAACAGAUGUGAAGAGUAUUAUCUAGUUGCAAUAGUCUAAGCCAGGGGAGAUUGAACACCAUGUUGAAAAGGUUUGACAUCUAUCGGAAGGUUCCAAAGGACUUGACCCAGCCGACCUUAACAGGAGCCUGUAUUUCCAUCAGCAGCGUUCUAUUUAUAUGUUUUCUCUUUCUAUCGGAACUGUCACUGUUUAUAAGCGUGGAAACGACAAGUGAGUUGACAGUAGAAGAUCCAGUAAAACACUCAGAGAAGAUUCCUGUAUUUCUCAACAUUACUCUCCCCAACCUAAAAUGUGAAUAUCUUGGACUAGAUAUUCAGGAUGACAUGGGGAGACACGAGGUGGGUUUCCAGGACAACACACAGAAAUUUGAAUUGGUGACGGAAAGUGGUGAAGGCUGUCGGAUGGAAUCCCAUUUUCUUGUCAAUAAGAUUCCUGGAAACUUUCAUGUGUCGACACAUUCAGCCAAAGUUCAACCUCAGAACCCAGAUAUGACACACAUCAUCCAAAAGGUCCGAUUCGGGAUGGACAUUGACAUUGAGGCGGACAAGGCUGUGAGGGGUUCUUUUAACCCUCUAGAAGAUGUUGACAGACGAGAAGCCAACGCCAUUCACACCCAUGACUACAUUGUGAAGAUUGUUCCCACUGUGUAUGAAGACAUCUCAGGAAAUGUUCAUUUUCCCUACCAGUAUACGUAUUCACAUAGAGACAUGUUACAAUACGGACAUGGUGGUAGAGUGAUGCCAGCUAUUUGGUUCCGAUAUGAUCUCAGUCCAAUCACAGUACGUUACAAGGAGAAAAGGAAACCUUUCUACACUUUCCUUACCACUAUUUGUGCAAUCGUAGGUGGAACCUUCACUGUAGCUGGUAUUUUAGACUCCUGCAUCUUUACAGCAUCAGAACUCAUUAGAAAAUUUGAAAUCGGGAAGCAGAGCUGAUUUUAGAAAUUAUUAGGAAUUUAUUUCACAAUCAAUCCUUGUUCUGUAGUUGGGAGUUACUACAUUGUUCAAAAAUACAUUCCAGUUUUUUCAGCAUUUUUUUAAAGUUCCUUUAUUUUAGUUUUUAAAGAGGGAUACAUCUUUUUUUAUAUUUCUAUAAAAUUCAUUUGAGACAACUGGAAAGACAUUUUCUUGUGUUAAUACAGUGAAAAACUGUCUAAACCAACCAUCAUUAUCCAGAUACACUAGUUACCUCAUUUACUGGGUAACUGGUGUUCAGAUUGCACAGGUUUAAUUCACUCCUCACCUAGACAUAGACAGGGUAGAAUUAUUUCUAACAUUUUGAAUCUCAAACAGACUUGUAGGUUGAUUUGUGCACAGGUGAUUUAUAACAUGAAUUGUAUUAAUAGGAACAUAGGGUGGUCUUUAUAGACAGGUGAUCUAUAUAAAGUUGUGAUCUUUCUAGGCAUGUAUUCAAUAUACACAGGUGGUCGUUAUAGACAGGUGAUCUAUAUACAGUUGUGAUCUUUCUAGGCAUGUAUUCCAUUUACACAGGUGAUCUUUAUAAAGGUAUGAUCUUUGUUAGCAUGUGUUCAUUAUAGACAGGUGGUCUUUAUAGGCAGGUGAUUGAGAUGGAUGACUUUUAUACACAGAUGAUCUCUAUAGAUGAGUGGUCUAUAUAAACAGAUUAUUUAUGUAAGUGGUCUUAAAGGGAGGUUCACUCUAUACUAAAAUUAUACAUUUAAUAAGUGUCUGUCUAGUCUUAUAUUUAAGGAGCAAUAUCACAGAUUUAAGAUUUUCAAUUUGGUCUGAAAAAAAGCCCACAUUAUACAAUCAUCAUUCCAAGUCCUGCUAAUUUAGCAUGGACAGUCUUUUCCUCGCACAUUUUAGCAAGUAAAGACAUGAAAUAUAAUUCAUUCCCACAUGUGGUUUUUUUUUUAUUUGUUUUUUUUAUUAUGCAGCUUAAGCUUGUUCUUAACCCUUUCACCCCUAUGUAACUUCAGUAGACUAUACCACACAUUGAUAUGGAUGAUUCCAUUAUGGUCUUCAGUGGUGAAAGGGUAAAUUGGAAUUUUAUUACAAGUAAGUUAAUUGGUAAAGAAUGUUAAUGAUGUGAAGUUGCCUUGUGUUUUUGAUAUAAAUGAUUAUCAUGAAAAUAUCAUUGUAGUUUUAUAAUGAAGACAUUUAAUGGCACAGAUGUAUAUAUUCAUCUUCAUAUUUAUUUAUCUUCUAUGGUUCAGGGGAAUUCUUGUUUCAGUGACAGAAUUCACACAACUUCAUAUGACGAAUACUCGUGUUCGUUCAUCAGGCAUAGUUUGGAAAAGUAGGAAUUUAAAUUUUGCUACUGUUACUUAUUUCGGGGUGGUACUUGAUGUUCUGAUGAGUAAUUCUAUAAAUAUAUGGAUUUUGUUCAGUGUUAGUGAUUAUUUGGCAUAAAAAUGUGAUAAUUGUGGGCUCAUAGUUCAAGAAGUGUGUUCUAGUUUUUUUUUCCAUUUUAAAGAUUUUUUCUUUGCUAUAGAUCAUUCUUUUUACACAUCAUAUUUAUGGAUAAAGGGAGUAUUUUUGUUGUAAUUUUUAGCUCACCUGGCCGAAGGGUCACAUUUCGUCAACUAUGUAUAAACAUUUAAAUUACCUAAUUAUGAUAAACAAAAGGAUAGGGUGGUGAUAUUUUGCGAGUUGCAUCCUG